AUGCGCCUCGCAUUGCGCCCCAAGAUUCCGGCGGAUUUCGCGAAUCCGCGCGUCCCUACAUCGAAAGCUGAAGAUCGCGGGCUCCGCAAAACGCUAGACGAAGUGAACAUGAGUACUGUCUGGAAAGGACUGCUUCCCGAGCUUGUCAGCAUGAUCAUCGUUAUCAAUGCCCUCACACCGCUUCGACUGCACGGAAAGACCUACCGCGGACGUCAAAACGAAGAGUACGAUCAUAUGAGAGCUCUGGAACCAGAAAAAUGGCAACAGGUCCGCAAUACGCUCGCCGUAUCUUUGAGUACUCGUCGAGAUGCGAUUCGUGCGCUGAACAGAUACGGCUCCAUCGAAAACGAAAGAUGGAAAUACUUCCCGCCCCCAUACUCUUCAUCUCCACCAUCAAACAGCGAGCCCUCGUGGUGGCUAUUGCGUCACUUUCGAUGGCUCCACGUCAACCUUCACAAUACUGGCAUGUUGAGUGAACGGGCUUCGGUCCGGUUGAUGGUCAGAUUUCCGCACCCAGGCGUGCUGAGGAGGGUCGAACACGUGCUUAUGCCCACGCCUGCACCCGAGAAACCAUACGGUGAUGCGGAACUUGAAGCCUUCAUGGCGGGAUUGUGUAGGACGGCAGGUCGGUGGAGUAAUCAGUUUCGAACCGUCGGAGGCUGGGACAUGGCUUGUGCUACCGGUAAUGCCUCGGACAUUCGCAAGUUGCUCGUCUGGAAGGAUGGUCCGCUGUGGGAAUGGAGGAUCCGUAAGCGAGCGGCACGCAAUGCACGCUUCGAGAAACGCAACGCACGCAUGAACCAACGCAAUGCACGCAUCGCCAAACGAAAAGCAGAGGUUGGAGAUACCACAAGGGAAGCGAAUGCGCAGAAGAAAAGGAAGGGCGGUGGAACAUGA
Zymoseptoria tritici IPO323 is the source of this 897-nucleotide messenger RNA. RefSeq lists its product as uncharacterized. Bases 1 to 897 code for a protein of 298 amino acids. The record is from RefSeq and is a predicted model, not a curated record. The transcript has a single exon. NCBI's taxonomy places the organism in Eukaryota, Fungi, Ascomycota, Dothideomycetes, Mycosphaerellales, Mycosphaerellaceae.